This is a messenger RNA of Dicentrarchus labrax (European seabass), 5533 nucleotides long. RefSeq names its product deoxynucleoside triphosphate triphosphohydrolase SAMHD1. Gene Ontology annotation, cellular component: nucleus. The transcript has 21 exons. Gene Ontology annotation, molecular function: dGTPase activity; protein binding. Lineage: Eukaryota; Metazoa; Chordata; Actinopteri; Moronidae. The coding region runs from base 2760 to 4604 and encodes 614 amino acids. Gene Ontology annotation, biological process: dGTP catabolic process; regulation of innate immune response; defense response to virus. The record is from RefSeq and is a predicted model, not a curated record.
ACUGCACAGGAUUUAUGCAAAAGCUUAAUUUCUCCCAUACACACUAAAGAAUUUAUACACUCCAAACAAAGUUUUGGAAAAUCUCCAUAAAUUAUGUUUUAGUGUGGACAGGGACCUGAACCAAGAAAGGUUUAGUUUUAAAAGUGACUGACUGGACAGUUUUAAGUCAGAUUGAUACUUCUGCGUCAAAUUGAUAUUAUAGGUUUGGCAGCCUAUGCAGGUGACUCCCUGACGGGCUGACAAAAGAGGACUUUGAAGUUAUGCCCAUUGAAAUGAACUAUGGGAUGGAAGACAAGAACCCCCUUGAUGAAAUGUAUUUCUACAGCAAGUCUGACAUAAACACUGCAAAAAAGAUCCCCAAAGACCAAGUGUCCAAAUUUCUCCCAGAUGAAUUUUCUGAGAAACUGAUCAGGUUUUUCUGUAAGAAGACUGAUGACAAGAGUCUGAAGGCUGCCAAGGAGCACUUUGACAAUUGAUAUAAAGAAAAGGACUUUUCAGUGCCUCAGGAUGGAGACACCGGAGCUCAGCCGUGAGGAAAAUUUCCCCAAAAAUUAAUCUGAAGUUUUGGAAGAUCAAAACUGAUAAAUAGAAAGCAAAAAUUCCCUAACAAAUGUAUGCUUCUUUGCGUAUUCUCUGUGUUUUCUUUAUAAUUGGAAUCUGCCAACAUAUGUAAUGGAGUUUUUCAUUUAAAGUGAACAUUUAAUUUGUGGUUCAGGGAUUUCAAAUAUUUAGUGGUGUUUGGUUUUAAUGUUAAUCAUGUGAAUUAAUGUGGAAAUCAGAUUAGAUACAUUUUGAUUCUGAGUGAUGUUUGAUUGAGAUUUUUUUCUGGUGGUGGUUGUGGAUCCAGCUUGGUUAUUUUACUGAAUAUUUCUUCCACUACAGGAUUUACUGUUACUUAUUCACAGUUUAUUCACUUUUAUUAAUGGCAUCUUUUAUUUUGUUAAUUAUUCUACCUUUUGAAACUCUUGAGAAGCACUAUGUUUUUCAUCUAUCAAUAUGAAAAAAGCAUUUAAUACUCAUACGAUAAAGGCUCAAAUCUUUUUUUUUAUGUAAUCAUUUGUAUGAAUGUGGUUAAGGCAAACUUUGGGUUUCAUUGUGUUUUGCUCAUUGUGUGAAAAUGUUUUAUAUUGUUAUUAUGUAAUGUAGCUAUAAAGGGAAACCUACCAGAGGUUAUUAGAAGUUUUGAACUUCAUUCCUAUUGAGACAGGUUGAUAAUAGAAUAUUUGAAAUAAAACUCUUUUACUCUUCAUUAUGUGAACUUGCGCAGUUAAACUUGUCUAACACUUGAGGGAAUCAUUCACUUGCAUGUUCCAGCUGUCACCCAGGAAUAGAAAGGCUGCUCAACUAUAAAAACAGUUGAAUUUGAACUUUAUUGAUGCAAUGUGUAAAAUGUACAAAUUGUUUGUACAGUAGCAGGUGAUAUGUAACCCCCCAAAGCACAAAAGAUUAUUUCUCUUGUGUGCACAAGAUAAUAUAUUGUGUUAUUUAAGUUAUGGUCAUACAUGAAAUAAGUAACAACCGAUGCACAUAAAGAAAAUGUAUAAUAUAACCUAAGAAUAAGUAAUGUAUGUCAUUGAUGUCAAAUUUUACAUUUACUGCCUUAAUUCUCAACAUGCCUCAUGACAAGAGUCUGAACUGAAGCAUCUGUCAUUUAUUCAUUUUCUUAUUAUUAUUGUCCUGUGGCUUCCAUACUCUUCUACAAUUGUAAAACAAAUAUUUUUUGGUUGGUGUUGGUGACACAAAACAAGACAUUUAAAGAAGUCGCCUUAAGGUUAAGGAUCUUCGAUGGAGAUUUUCCACAAUUUUCUAAUAUUUUCUUGACCAAACAACUAAUCAAUUAAUCGAGAAAAUAAUCACAGAUUAAUGAUAAAGACUUUAAUUGUUAGUUGCAGCCAUAUAUCUCAUCACAUUCCCAUCAGUCUCCACAGAGUGUCUCCUUACAGCAAAAAGGUCCCAGAUUCCAUCCAUCCUGGCCUCUAAUGGGGAACCCUGUCAAGCUUCAGCAUCUAAUCAUUAAUAGAUCUAUGUUCCAACCAUCACUCCUGAUCAUGAGCUUUGAGGUAGUGACUGAGAAAAUGGGUAGCAGAACCGCUGCUCCCUCGUGACAUAUUGCUACUUUUAAAGGAGCAUUUUUACUGCAUUUUUGUUGUCUUAGUACUUGUACUUUGUGCAAUGACAAUAAAGUUGAUUCUAAUCUAAUCUAGUGAACAGGAUUGUUCAAUGUGACUAACAUCAGGGUUGAGAUCCAAAAUGAUUGAGUAAUAUUUUGCCCUCCUUACACCUUAGCAACAUGAUCCCAGAUAACUAGCUAAACAUGGCCAUAAGCUUUGUGUAUGCAGUGCGUGUGUUGCAGAAUGUUUUGCUUUUUAUUCCAAUGUUAACAAAUCAGAGCAGGCACACUGCCCACAUGAGCAAUACGUCUCUGCAGCAACACUUCACUAGAGAGUUGAGGUCUUGCAUAUCUUUUCUAUGUGCCAUUACUAACAAAAACAGACACUAUCAAAGGGACUGGGUCUGGCAACAGACUGCUGCUCUUGCUGUAUUCCCACUAGGAGGGACUGGAAACAGAACAAACAACAACGCUACCAAACUCCCUCGGAAGGUAAAACCGUCUCAAGAGAAGUUUGAUAACACUGUUGUUUGUGCUGUAUAGGGUGGAGAUGAUAGCAACAUAAACUCAACGGUGUUUGUCACUGAUGAUAAUCUGGAGCAGACUGGCAGAGCGAACCCCGAGCCGAUCCCAAGCAAGGUGAUAUAUCAUGUGCCUAAUCGUACAUCCCUCUAGAUGUUCAUACAUUUUCAGGACUCGAGAGAUAAAAGAGAGAAAGAUCACAGACACAGAUACAACCUCUGACAGAUUGAAGACACUAAAGAAGACAAUGCCAGCAAACUUGCCUUUCGACUUUAAGAAAUGGACUGUGGAGCAAAUUGUGCAGUACCUUGAACAAGAAGAACUUGGACAAUUGGCAAAUAAAUUCAAAGAUAAAGACUUCACUGGUGACAAACCACAAACUCUAACAGCUGACAAUCUGAAGGAUAUGGGCAUAAAGAAACCUAAUGAUCGUGAGAGAAUCCUGCUCUGUAUCAGGAAGCUCUGGGAAGUCCAAGGCAAGUUCCAGAGACUACGAAACCUCAAGCAGCUCGGAGGGACAUACUUGGUUUUUCCUGGAGCAUCCCACAACCGCUUCGAACACUCCAUAGGGGUGGGUUACUUGGCAGGACGACUGGUACAAGCUCUGAACGAGAGGCAGCCAGAACUCCUCAUCUCUCGAAGAGACAUCCUUUGUGUGCAGAUUGCUGGACUGUGCCACGACCUAGGACAUGGGCCAUUCUCCCAUAUGUUUGAUGGGAUGUUCAUCCCCAAAGCGCGUCCAGGAAUUGCCUGGAAGCAUGAGACCGCCUCUCUGGCCAUGUUUGACUACCUGGUGAAAGACAACGGCCUGAAGCCGGUGAUGGAGCAGCACGGCCUGGUGCUGCCCGAUGACCUGGACUUCAUCAAGGAACAGAUUGCUGGACCACUGGUCACUGAUGCAGCUGGCCCGAAGUCAUCUCCACAGUGGCCAUAUAAAGGCCGUCCAGAAGACAAGUCCUUCCUCUAUGAAAUCGUUGCCAACAAAAGAAAUGGCAUUGAUGUGGACAAGUGGGACUACUUUGCCAGGGACUGCUACCACCUGGGCAUCCAGAACAACUUUGACUACCGCCGCUUCCUAAAGUUUGCCAGGGUGUGUGAGGUGGACGGGCAGAAGCACAUCUGCACUAGAGACAAGGAGGUGGGCAAUUUGUAUGACAUGUUCCACACAAGGAACUGUCUCCACAGAAGAGCCUACCAGCACAAAGUGGGCAGCAUCAUAGAGACUAUGAUCACAGAGGCCUUUCUAAAAGCAGACAAGCACAUCAAGAUUGAAGGCACAGGAGGGAAGAUGUUCACUCUCUCCACAGCCAUCGAUGACAUGGAGGCCUACACCAAGCUGACAGAUUAUGUGUUUGAACAAAUACUGAACUCCUCCUCCCCCGAGCUGACUGAGGCAAGGCAGAUCCUGCGUAACAUCGUCUGUCGACGCCUCUAUAAGUGUUUGGGCCAAACCCAGGCAGAUCAAACCAUCAACGUCACCCAGGAGAAGAUUCGCUCCUGGGAAGAAGAUUUGGCCCAAACCAUCCCUCAGAGUGGCACCCAGGAUGUCAGUCUGCAGCCAGAGGACUUUAUAGUUAAUGUAAUUUCUAUGGACUAUGGGAUGAAGGAGAAGAACCCCAUCAACAAUGUGCGUUUCUAUUGCAAGAACAACCCAAACACAGCCAUCCAGAUUCGCAAGAACCAGGUGUCUAAACUUCUUCCAGAGCAGUUUGCUGAGCAGCUGAUCAGGGUCUACUGCAAGAAGACAGAUGAGAGGAGUCUGGACGCAGCAAAGAAGCACUUCGUCCAGUGGUGCAUGGACAAGAACUUUUCAAAGCCUCAGGAUGGAGACAUAAUAGCACCUGAGUUGACGCCUCUGAAAGCAAGCUGGUCGAACAACAAUGAAGGCGAGGAUGGUGAAGGUGGCUGCUCCAGAGAAGCAAACUAUGCUUGUGUAAACGGACAAAAGAAAGCCAAAAUACGGCUUUUUUAAAUGAGAGGAAGAGAGCAGACGACCCCUCUGUUACACAUUUGGUAGAUGAGACAGUGUUGAGUGAAAUUUAUAUUUUUGUAUGAGGUGAGUUUGUUGAUGAGCACAGCAAAGUUUAAAAUCAAUAUUUGAAAUCCAAAUUUUUUACACAAAAAGGAAAUAAUUUAAUUGUUUCAAUAAGGAGGAUUCAUGAAUGCAUAUUCAGGGCCUGCACGCAGGGUUUUUACAGACAUGGUUCCUCUUCAGUACACAUAUUUUUGUUUUAGUGUGAUCAUUUUUAAUCUGGUUUUAUUUUAGACUCCCCUUUCCAUUUGGAGCUGCAAGUGUCACAUUUUUAAGUUGAUUUAUUGUUUAAUACCAUGUCUAUGCAGUAGCUUACUAUCAUGUAUUCACAUUAUAAACAAUAAAUCAUGGUCAGUCAAAAUGUUGUACCCUAAACAUGUGCUCACUAUAUUUCAGGGUGGUUUUUUUUUUACGGCUGAUGUGUUUCUUUUAUCUGGCUUUUAAAAUAAGUAUAUCAUAUCUGCAGUCCGUUUGUGACAUUUAACAUUUGUUUUUAGUUGUGGGAUUGUUUAGAAAUUUGUUGUGAACUUACUUUGAAUGUAUUUAUUUUUCAGAGGUGUUUGGGGUGACUUUAUUUAUUGUUCUUACAGUGAGUACCUCAGAUUUAUCCCUGUUUGUUAUAGAUAUAGAUCUGUAACAAUUUAAAGGCUAUUUUGGAUACUAUUUAAAGUGUUUUGUGAAACACUACUCUUACCAAAAUGUGAUGCAGCCUCAUCCAGCUUGCCUCAUAGCUGUUUUCACUUGAUCUGUAUAAAAAAUAUUUUUGAAAGAAUGUAAAGUGGGUACUAAAGGGUUUGAGAAGAUUGUGUAAAUGUUACUCCUCUUGUUAAGGGUUGAAAACUGUCGAAAUAAAACACUCUUUCUCAGUA